AUGUCAACAAUAACUUUAUUUUGUAAUAAUUUAACUGAAAAAGCAGAAAAGAAAAUUGAAUAUGGAUUUAGACAACUUGGAUAUUCUGUCUCUUAUUGUCCCUGGACUGUUAUUUUUAUUUCUAUUUUGUUAGCUAUAUUGCUUGGUUCUGGAGCUGUUAAUUUUAAAGAAGUAAAUAAUGUUAGAGAUCAUUUUAGUGCAGAUAAUUCACCUAGUCGUUAUGAAUUUUUAGUUGCACGGGAAUUUUUUAAAGAAUUGGGAGGUUUAUUUCAUGUAGUUGUUGCAAUACAAGCAGUUGAUUUUGAGAGUUUAUUAAGGCCAAAAUAUAUAGACAAAGCUUUGGAAAUAGAGGAUUUUUUACAAUAUAAAUUAAAGGUAGAAGAUGAAGGCAAAUAUUAUUCUUAUAGUGAUUUUUGUGGUGCUCAAUGUGAAACUUCUGAUGCUGUAAAUAUUUUCCUGACAGUUUAUAGAGAUGUAAAGCAUCGAGGAAAGGGAAAUAAUAUUAAAUUAACUUUCCCAACAAUUGAUGUUUUUGGACAUAGAAUUUAUUUGGCUAAUAAUAUAUUUCAAGUACAAUUAAAUAAUAGAUCUCGCCUCGUUGAAGGUGCUAAUUUAAUAGCAAUUAAUUUCCAUGCAAUAUAUCCAAAUUCAACGAUGGAAAGAGUUAUGAAGAAAUGGGAACAUGCAGUUUCUAAUUAUGCUUUUGAAACUUUAAAUGAUCCUUUAAUUAGAUUAUUUGUUACUUCCGAAGGUUUGGUGUCUGAAGAAGUUAGAAGGACUGGAAUUGAAGUGUUGCCUUUAAUGCCUAUUAGUCUACUUGUGAUUAUGAUUUUUAUGGUGGUCAUUACUUCAUUAAAAAGUGAUCAAAUUAAAAGUAAACCAUGGGAAUCACUUUUUGGUGUUUUCUGUCCAAUUCUUUCAAUUUUCGCUUCUUUUGGAAUUUUAUUUUGGCUCAAUUUUGAAUUUUUACCAAUUGUUGUUGUUGUUCCCUUCCUUGUUUUGGCUAUUGGAGUUGACGAUGUUUUUAUUUUUCUUCAUUGUUGGGAAAAUACUGACCCUCAUAAAGCUUUAAGAGAAAGAAUUGCCGAUAUGUUGGGAAGUGCUGGGCCGUCAAUUACAAUUACUUCUUUAACUAAUUGGCUAAGUUUUACAAUUGGAAUAGCUACACCGACACCUGCUAUUCGGACAUUUUGUAUAUUUAUUUCAACGGCUGUCUUUUCUGCCUAUAUUUACCAAUUAUUUUUUUAUACGGCAAUUAUGACAAUUGGGGGGCGUAGAGAAAUGUCUGGAAGAAAUGCUUAUUUUUUAUUUUUUAAAUCCAAAAAAUUUAAACAUAUAAUUAACGGCAACAAUUUAAACAAAAAUUCAGGAAUUAAUAAAAAUAACAAAUUUACAAAAAUAUUAAUUCGUUGUUCAUCUAAUUUAAUUAAUAUUUAUGUUGAUUUUGUGAUGAGUUGGACAGCGAGAAUUUUACUUUUAUUUGUUAUGGUUAUUUAUUGGAGUUUUUCUGCUUAUGGAGUUUCUCAAAUCCGAGUUGGCUUAACUUCGGAAAAAUUAUUUUUGGAUGAUUCCCCUUUGCUAGAAUUGGUUAGAUUACAAACAAAUGUUAUAUUUAAAGAAGGAGGACAGAUGUCCGUAUUUAUUAACAAUCCUGGGGAUCUUCGACAUCCCGAGGCUGUACCCGAAAUUAUGAAAAUUUUAGAAAGAUUUGAGCACGCUUAUGGAAGUGUUGGAGCUUCAAGUACACAAAUGUGGCUAAAUACUUAUUUGCCUUUUAUUGGGUUACAAAAUAGAGGAUCAGUUGAUUUUCGAUACAAAUACCUCUACGACUUUUUUGCAAUUACUGAAUAUCAUCGUUGGAGUCAUUUUGUUAGUCUUGGAACUAAAGAAGAAUGUUUAAAUGAACGUCCUUCUUGUGUCCAUAAAUUCUUUUUUUCCACUGGCUUUAGAAAUGCUGUAGAAUGGAAGGACAGAUUAGAUUUACUUCAAAAUUGGAGGAAAUUGGCAGAUGAUUAUUCUCAUUUAAAUUUAACUGUUUACGAAGAUUUUAGUAUGUAUGCAGAUCAAUUGUUAAGUAUUCCUCCAGUAACUAUGCAGACAGUUGGCUUUGCACUUCUAUGUAUGACUAUUGUCCUUAUAUUAUUUACUCCUUCAUUGAGUACAAUAUUGCCGGGAACCGCUGCCGUCCUAUCAAUUAAUAUUGGGGUUUUUGGUCUUUUAUUUUAUUGGAGUAUUGAUUUGGACCCAAUUUCGAUGACAACAACUUUAAUGGCAAUAGGUCUUUCAGUAGAUUUUGUUGCCCAUAUAAGCUUUCAUUACUACAAAGGGGAAAUUGAAGACUGUAGAGAACGUUUGGUGCACGCAUUACGUUCAAUUGCUUGGCCUAUGCUUCAAGCAGCAUUAUCUACAGUACUUAGUUUACUCGUUUUAGUACAGGGUGCGGCAAAUUAA
Molecule: messenger RNA, 2451 nt
Organism: Meloidogyne enterolobii
Lineage: Eukaryota; Metazoa; Nematoda; Chromadorea; Rhabditida; Meloidogynidae
Source: the annotation of a GenBank genome assembly